AUGAUUCAGAGGCAGGAGGUGGUGCUGUCUGUCCUGAGGGAGCUGCAGGAGGCCACCAACACCUCGGGCCUCAACGCCGUGACCCGGGUGGCCCAAGAGGUGGACCAGCUGCUCGCUCCCUUCCAGCUCCCCAACGGCCCGUGCAAGGAUUUCCCAGAAUGGGCGAGCGUGGACGAGGCGGCCCGCCGCCUGUACCCGGCGGACGCGCCAGCGGGCCUGCUGCCCCUCAUCUGCAACGGAGAGGGCAACUUGCUGUUCGACGCAGUCAGCAUGCUGCUGGUGGGAAACACUGAGCUCAGCCUGGAGCUACAGGUGCGAACUGUGGUGGAAAUGAUGCUGUGGAAGAGAUACUACUUGUCCGAGAUGAUUGAUUCUAAAAUGAUGCUUCAGGCUGUGCGCUUCAGUCUGUGUGCGGAUGAGUCUGAGGACAUGCUCAACCUGCCUGCGGCGGUCUUGGAGGCCAUCUUCGAUGCAGACGUGAAGGCCUCCUGCUUCCCGGGCUCCUACGCCAACAUGUGGCACAUAUAUGCUCUGUCGUCGGUCCUUCAGGUCAACAUCUACUCCAUCUACCCCAUGUUCAACUUCAAGAUCAGGCCCUAUUUUAACAGAGUGAUCCGCCCCAGGACCCUCCCCGAGGAUUUUUCCCCACCGACCAUCCACAUCAUGUGGUCCGGCCGGCUGCAGUCCGAGUCCGUUUUCAGGCCGAAUCACUUCGUCGCCCUGGUUCAGACGAGCGAUCUCGCGUUUGGAAGCCCGGCCAGCGAGCAGAGGGUGUCGCCGACAACGAGCGAGGAGCUCCUGAGCCGAGACGCGCAGCUUUCUUUCGACAGCCUGAAGGACAAGUACAACAUCGCCAAGAGCACCUUCUACCGCUGGAAGCGGCAGACGCAGGAGCACAGCAGGAAGUCGGCGGCCAGGUACGACGCCAAGUCCUUCCUGCAGGCUUGUUACUUGGAGGGCAAGUUCAUCCCUUUGCACCAGUUCAAAGCCAUCUUCCCGGAGAUCUCCAGGUCGUCCUACUACAACUGGAAACACGAGCUGAUGAAGUCCGGAGGAAACUUCUCCACCUCGACUGAAGAGACCAGUCCGGAGAGCACCGAGCAGGAGGCCUGGUCGUCCCCGGAGACCAAGCAGGACGACCCGGACCACCACGACACCGUGGCCAGUAUGUUCGGCCUCAGCCUCAGCAAGAUGGACGUGGAACGGGCCCAGAAUGUGGCACAGAUGCAGGAGGCCAAGCGCUGCUUGCAGAACUGCAUCGCCAUGAAGACCUCCUUCCCCUUCAGGAUCUUCAAACGAAGCUUUCCGGGGAUCUCCCGCUCCACCUACUACAACUGGAGGAAAGAAGCGAUGCUGUUCAACAGAGGUUACAAGGGCAGUGCCGGCAGCAGCGAGGACAGCUCUGAUCCCGACAAAAGCCAGAGUCCGAAAAGCCUCCUGCCCUCGCUGUCCAACAUCACUCAGCCCAGGCCGAGAAUGAGGAUCUGCAGACAGAAGCACAAAAGCUUCAGGCUGGCAUACAUCAGCAAAAAACAGCUCCGGGACGCCGCCAAGUCCCACCUGCUCAAGUCCAAAUGCUCCCUCACCAAGUUCAAGCUCAGGUUCCCGUCCAUGUCCCCCUGUUUCUACUGGCUGUGGCGCAAUGGCCGCAAGAAGAAGGCCGCCCGGAGCGCGGAGGUGGAGGUCCCGCAGAAUCUGGAGAGAACAGAGACUGAAAACAAGACGCAGGGAGGCUCGGAGAGUCAGAAUCUGCUUCCAUUUGUCAACAGUGCCGCAUACCACCGCAGCGCCUCCAUGCCGCCUUUUGCAGUCGCCCACCCGAAGCCCGCGGUUCACUUUAAGGCGCCCAUACAUGAGCAUAUAUUUGCGAUGGAUGUGGUCGCGCUGGCCAACUUCAAGGCCAAGGCCAAGCUUUUCCUGCAGCAACGCUUUGAGGAGAAAUCCUUUCCCUCAUUCAAAGAAUUCAGGUCCUACUUCCCGUUCACCCCACGCUCGACAUACUACAUGUGGAAGCGAGCUUUGCAUCACGGGGUGUCCCUGGUUCAUGGGUAAGUGUGCGAAGC
Molecule: messenger RNA, 2063 nt
Organism: Salarias fasciatus (jewelled blenny)
Lineage: Eukaryota; Metazoa; Chordata; Actinopteri; Blenniiformes; Blenniidae
Gene: vrtn
Product: vertebrae development associated
Exons: 2
Coding region: 1-2052 (683 amino acids)
Biological process (GO): regulation of transcription by RNA polymerase II
Cellular component (GO): chromatin
Source: RefSeq, a predicted model, not a curated record